Penicillium vulpinum is the source of this 330-nucleotide messenger RNA. RefSeq lists its product as uncharacterized. The record is from RefSeq and is a predicted model, not a curated record. Bases 1 to 330 code for a protein of 109 amino acids. NCBI's taxonomy places the organism in Eukaryota, Fungi, Ascomycota, Eurotiomycetes, Eurotiales, Aspergillaceae. The transcript has 2 exons.
AUGUCCACAUCCGAUGAGAUGAAGCUUGUUGUCACCAACCCCUUGACAUAUGAGCACUCGUCACGUCCACAUAGGUCACAUGUCUGGUUAGUUGUGCCAUCCACUUCCGACUUCCUUUUUCUUUCCUUACUUACAUUCGUCCUUCAGACACCUGAACCACAUAACAACGUGUCUCAUCAACGUGUCUCAUCAACGUGUCUAGCACCUGCCAUGUUCGACAUCCAUCCCAUGACAUUUAUCUCUUUUUCUUUUGUUCCUUCUACAUACUUACAUCCAUCCUUCAGACAACUGAACCCCAUAACAAACAACGUGUCUCAUCAACGUGCCUAG